AUGGGCGUAAAAUCAGGGAUAGGGCAAAACUUAAACCAAGUUAAUUACAACCCACUUCCGACUAUUGAAGAAAACCCAAUAUUUAUUGGAGAAGAAGAAACCGGUAUCGAACAGCCAUUUCCAGACGAAGAGCCAUUGCGUGUCUUUUCCGGAUUCCUUUCGGAUGAGAACCUCAAGCCUUAG
Pyricularia grisea is the source of this 183-nucleotide messenger RNA. RefSeq lists its product as uncharacterized. The coding region runs from base 1 to 183 and encodes 60 amino acids. Lineage: Eukaryota; Fungi; Ascomycota; Sordariomycetes; Magnaporthales; Pyriculariaceae. The record is from RefSeq and is a predicted model, not a curated record. The transcript has a single exon.